Molecule: messenger RNA, 298 nt
Organism: Arabidopsis thaliana (thale cress)
Lineage: Eukaryota; Viridiplantae; Streptophyta; Magnoliopsida; Brassicales; Brassicaceae
Exons: 1
Coding region: 50-166 (38 amino acids)
Source: RefSeq, marked reviewed
GAACGAAAGAAGAGAUGAAGAUGAUGGUUCUGAACCAAGCUGUUUAUAAAUGGAGAUGAUGAUGUUAACUGGAACAGAGGCAGCAGUAAUUGAUGAUCUAACAGACAUUGACAUCAGGCAACCAAUCCUAGUCUGCGUGUGGGAGAUAGAAGCGGCCUGGUUAUGAGAAUGUUGGAGCAAUCAAUUGCUUUGGUUAGGGCCAGAGCAAUCAUGUCAUUCAUCCUCAAUCUUGAUUCUGACCACUACAUAAUCUACAACUCCAUGGCUCUGAGGGAAGGUGGUAGUGAUGGAAUCUUAA